Molecule: messenger RNA, 479 nt
Organism: Aspergillus ochraceoroseus IBT 24754
Lineage: Eukaryota; Fungi; Ascomycota; Eurotiomycetes; Eurotiales; Aspergillaceae
Exons: 2
Coding region: 114-386 (90 amino acids)
Source: RefSeq, a predicted model, not a curated record
UCUUUUACUUCAACCUUCCUUUGAUCUAUCUACCCGAACGGCAGUGUUCUGUAGGGGAUACAUUUACUUGUCCAUCUCCCACACUAGUUGGAGUUAUCUACACUCAGGUCACAAUGGACUCUCUCACGACUCAUCCGGCGACUGCGCAACAGGCUCGGGCCUUCACCUCCCCCUCAUCGCUGUCCUUCCCCGGCGGUACGGGCGACCUGACUCCGCCUUCGGAUAAGGAGGGUCUGGUUCUCGGGUCGCAGGGUGUGACCGGAAAUGUGAACGGCCAGCAGCAGGGAGGAAAUGCCGCUAACGGCAAUGGGGUGACGCCCGCGACUCCAGCUGCGACUCCUGGUGCCAACGCGCCAGGGAGCGGCAUUGUGCCUACUUUGCAGUGAGUAUACUCUACUGUUUCUCUAUCUGGUUCACCAGAAUACUGAACAAUGAUGUCUUUUUUCUUUUUUUUUUUUUUUCAAGAAACAUUGUCGCAA